Molecule: messenger RNA, 2063 nt
Organism: Laetiporus sulphureus 93-53
Lineage: Eukaryota; Fungi; Basidiomycota; Agaricomycetes; Polyporales; Laetiporaceae
Exons: 1
Coding region: 248-1801 (517 amino acids)
Source: RefSeq, a predicted model, not a curated record
CUUGUCUUGUCUCUGCUUUGCGCUGCUCCUCACUUUUGACUUUGUUCUCAGCGUGCCUCGCGAUCACUCAUGCUUAAGAAGACGAUACGUACUUUCCCAAGUGCUGUAUAGUAUUCUGACCUGGACAAUCCUCAACACUCGAUCUGCAAGUCCUAGUCGCAUACUGGAAUUCAACUUCUGUCAUACUAUAGCUGCUCAACGUGUGAAUCAAAAGUGGGGUCUUUGUGAAGUUCUAGCUCUGGAGAACAUGGAAAACAGAACCUGCAAGCCCUUGAGGACAUAUGCUCAUCGACGCUCUCGUGCCAAAGCUGCUUGUCGCGACGAUGCUAGGUCAUCAUCUCCACUCGAACCAGUCCCUCCAGGAACCGAGAAUAUGAGCCUCUUAGAGAUGACCAGGAGAAUGCAAAAACGGUCACGACAAACUACUGCCUCAGCGGACGGCGGUGAAGAUGACGGAACGUCUCAACAGAAUAAGAGAACCAAGCGAUCGCCGCAGGUUGGACCACUCGAUCACAAACCGUCUGACUGUCCUCCGUGUUUCUUUGUCCCUGAGGAAACGAUGCAAUACUGUACUCCAAGACCAGUUCUUCCCUCUGAAAAGCCCAUGCAGCCGUCGUCUACAGCUAAGAUUUUUCCCGCUGAGCCGGAAUUCUCUCCUCUUCCUGUUGUCAAAAGCAUGCUCUCCCAUACUAGUUCUCGAAUUCUUAAAGAGAAUAAGCAUCGUCUGGCAUCCCCUUUCCAUAGUCGUCCUAACUCUCGCCCUGCUUCUCCCAUGCAUCAAAGUAGGAAACAAGUCCAAGGCAAAGCGCAACGCCCGCCAUUCCACAGCAAGUCACGGACUCUUUCCACUGCAUUAGAUCCAUGGACACUCCGACAAGAGCAGAAGCCAAUCACUGAUGUCAAUGCCACUAUGACGACGACCAUGUCGACAAAUUCCAACGAAGCGUUCUCGACAGCCUCGAGCAGUAGACACAAGCAGGCUUCUGCUGCACAUAUUCGCACAGGAUCAAUACCAGCAAUGCCUACUACCCGUAAUCCGGAGUCCAUGACGUGGCUCGUCCAUAGUAAACAAUUCGAACAGACCAUGCAUUCCGCUGUGGAAGCUGAGCAUCCGUCGUUCUUCUUGGAUGCUCCAAUCCAGAUCUCCACACCGCCACGCAGGCGACGCGCAACGACCGAUCCUGUGCGUAUGCAAGGGAACGAUUCGGAUGCGGAGCUCGAACGGGAUUGGAAGACCGGGAAAGAUGCGAAUAUGCACGACGAGUCUCGUCCCAGCUCUCCGAAUGCGCCCAUUGUCGGAGGGUCGCCGCAACCUCGGAGACGUCGUCGCACCAUCAACCAUCCCACGACAAAUGGCCUUUUCUCUACGGUGCUGGACUUCUCUGCUUCUGUACGCGAGGACAAACGCUCUGCUUCAGUUCUUGGUGUACGUGACGAGAAGCUGCCUGACAAGUUCGUGGAUCAUGCGGAGGCGCACGGCACUUCUCGUCUUACUGCUGCAUUCUCUGGUCUGAACCUUGAAUCGGCCUUCUCUCCCAUCACUCCUCAUAAAUCUGCCGCGUCUGGAGAUACUGCUCCUCACGCAUCAUCAACGUUACCGUUAGAGCCGUCUCUGCCUUUGUCGCAACAUCUGACGGGUGAUCGCUCACUCACGAAUGAGGAGAACUUCGACCGUUCUCGAGAUGAACUCAGAAACCUAUUCUCCGGGCUAGAGCUAGAUGGUGCGCAUAUAUCUGGCCCGCAGCUGCUUUUUCGCGCAUAUACUUACGAGUUGCGUCGCUUACGUGACUAUAUGCGCUGAUCACGACAGAAGGCCAGAAGACAGUCGCCGUGCGUCAAGGUAGCAUGCCGCAUGCGAGUUACGCGUUGGGCGUCAACGCGGCUAGACACACUGGUUUACACGUACCGUCGCCCUUGGCCAUGUCCAAGACCACCCGCAGCAAGGAACAAACUCAUAGACGCAAGCGCGGAGACACAAUCCGGGCGUCAGACUUCAUACGUCCAACUCUGCUCCCCAGUGCAGCAGACGACAUUGCGAAUACGGGUAGUUCUGCUCAAACCAA